AUGGUGAUGGUACAAUGCAUCACUAGCCGUUUCGCAGCAAAGACGUACAGUGUCUUGUAUCUCAAAGUUAUUUGCAGUGGAGAAGAUAGCUUGUUCGGGUUUCUCCAGCAAAGGGACUGGGAUAUUCUGAUAAUGGAAGCACAUGUCCAUGUCCCUUCAAACGAUGGACCCCAACAAACCUUGAGAAUCGAAAUCUCUGACUUUCGUCCCUCUUUGGACUAUGAACCAGAAAGAGCUAAGAAGAUAAAGAAUGCUGCGUACAAGUGCGCAAAGCUUUGUGGAGCUCCUGGCUAA
This is a messenger RNA of Eruca vesicaria subsp. sativa (arugula), 294 nucleotides long. Lineage: Eukaryota; Viridiplantae; Streptophyta; Magnoliopsida; Brassicales; Brassicaceae. The record is from the annotation of a GenBank genome assembly.